Molecule: messenger RNA, 2173 nt
Organism: Miniopterus natalensis
Lineage: Eukaryota; Metazoa; Chordata; Mammalia; Chiroptera; Miniopteridae
Gene: CDH22
Product: cadherin 22
Biological process (GO): calcium-dependent cell-cell adhesion; adherens junction organization; multicellular organism development
Cellular component (GO): adherens junction; plasma membrane; catenin complex
Molecular function (GO): beta-catenin binding; cadherin binding; calcium ion binding
Source: RefSeq, a predicted model, not a curated record
GGGCGCCGGCCGAGUGAAGCGCGGCUGGGUUUGGAACCAGUUCUUCGUGGUGGAGGAGUACACGGGCACCGAGCCCCUGUACGUGGGCAAGAUCCACUCGGACUCCGACGAGGGUGACGGGGCCAUCAAGUACACCAUCUCAGGCGAGGGCGCAGGCACCAUCUUCCUGAUCGAUGAGCUGACAGGUGACAUCCAUGCCAUGGAGCGGUUGGACCGUGAGCAGAAAACCUUCUAUACACUGCGGGCGCAGGCUCGGGACCGCGCCACCAACCGUUUGCUGGAGCCUGAGUCGGAGUUCAUCAUCAAGGUGCAGGACAUCAACGACAGCGAACCGCGCUUCCUGCACGGCCCCUACAUUGGCAGUGUAGCCGAGCUCUCACCCACAGGCACAUCGGUGAUGCAGGUGAUGGCCUCGGACGCGGACGACCCGACUUACGGCAGCAGCGCCCGGCUGGCCUACAGCGUGCUGGACGGAGAGCACCACUUCACGGUGGACCCCAAGACCGGCGUGAUCCGGACAGCUGUGCCUGACCUCGACCGAGAGAGCCAGGAGCGCUAUGAGGUGGUGAUCCAGGCCACGGACAUGGCAGGCCAGCUGGGUGGCCUCUCAGGCUCCACUACCGUCACCAUCGUGGUCACCGACGUUAAUGACAACCCGCCCCGUUUCCCGCAGAAGAUGUACCAGUUCAGCAUUAAGGAGUCGGCCCCCAUCGGCACCGCUGUGGGUCGCGUGAAGGCCGAGGACUCAGAUGUGGGCGAGAACACGGACAUGACUUACCACCUCAAGGAGGAGAGCGGCACCGGCGGCCAUGUGUUCAAGGUCACCACAGACAGCGACACUCAGGAGGCCAUCAUAGUGGUGCAGAAGCGCCUGGACUUCGAGUCCCAGCCGGUGCACACGGUGGUCCUGGAGGCCCUCAACAAGUUCGUGGACCCCCGCUUCGCUGACCUGGGCACAUUCCGCGACCAGGCGAUCGUGCGUGUGACGGUGACCGAUGUGGAUGAGCCCCCCGAGUUCCAGCCGCCCUCCGGCCUCCUGGAGGUGCAGGAGGACGCGCAGGUGGGCUCCCUGGUCGGCGUGGUGACUGCGCGGGACCCCGACGCCGCCAACCGGCCCGUCCGGUACGCCAUUGACCGAGACUCAGAUUUGGACCAGAUCUUUGAUAUCGAUGCAGACACAGGAGCCAUCGUGACAGGCAAGGGACUGGACCGUGAGACCGCCGGGUGGCACAACAUCACAGUGCUGGCCAUGGAGGCAGACAAUCAUGCCCAGCUCUCCCGGGCAUCCCUAAGGAUCCGAAUCCUGGAUGUGAAUGACAAUCCCCCAGAACUAGCCACACCCUAUGAGGCAGCCGUGUGUGAGGACGCCAAGCCAGGCCAGCUCAUCCAGACCAUCAGCGUGGUGGACAGAGACGAGCCCCAGGGUGGGCACCGCUUCUAUUUCCGCCUGGUGCCUGAAGCUCCCAGCAACCCUCAUUUCUCUCUGCUUGACAUUCAAGACAACACAGCCGCAGUGCACACGCAGCACCUGGGCUUCAACCGGCAGGAGCAGGACGUGUUCUUCCUGCCCAUCCUGGUGGUGGACAGCGGGCCGCCCACGCUCAGCAGCACAGGCACACUCACCAUCCGCAUCUGUGGCUGCGACAGCUCCGGUGCCAUCCAGUCCUGCAACACCACCGCCUUUGUCAUGGCCGCCUCCCUCAGCCCCGGCGCCCUCAUUGCCCUCUUGGUCUGUGUCCUCAUUCUAGUCGUGCUCGUGCUGCUGAUCCUCACCCUCAGGCGCCACCACAAGAGCCACCUGAGUUCCGACGAAGACGAGGACAUGCGGGACAACGUCAUCAAAUACAACGACGAGGGUGGCGGCGAGCAGGACACCGAGGCCUACGACAUGUCGGCGCUGCGGAGCCUCUAUGACUUUGGCGAGCUCAAGGGCGGCGACGGGGGCAGCGGCGGAGGCCGGGGCGGGGGCAGCAGCCCCCCGCUGUCCCGCCUGCCCUCCGAGCGCCACCUGCUCCCGCAGCAGGAGCCGCCCAGCCCCGAGCCGGACUUCUCGGUGUUCAGGGACUUCAUCAGCCGCAAGGUGGCGCUGGCGGACGGGGACCUGUCGAAUCCCAACAACAAAUCCAAGAUUGGCUGUGACAUAUCCAUUGUAGAGGGGGAGAUUGAGACCUAG